AUGAUUUUUCCUGAAGAUGUCUCUUAUAAAGUUUAUCACACAAACUUUAAGAAAUCUGAUACAAUUAUUAUAGACAAUGGGACAUAUGAAAUUAAAGCGGGUUAUAAAGGUGACAAGCUUGCAUUAAAAUUUUUAAAUUGUUUUUAUAAAGAUAUAGAUGGAUUUAAAUUUAUGAGUGUUAAAGGUAAAAAUAAGUAUACACCCUUUACACAUGACAUGAUUUCAGGUUUUCAUGCCCUAGAAGAAAAUUUUGAUCAAAUUUUUGAAUAUUUAGAUGUACAAGAAUGUAAUAAACUUAUUAUCACAGAUUCUAUUUACAGCCCCACAAAAAAAGAUUUGCUAAAAUUUUUAUUUGAUGUGUAUCAUUUUAAAGAAAUACAAAUUGGUGUAGAUGCAAUUUAUUCAGGACUUCAUAAUAAUAUUUAUGAUGGCAUUAUUAUUUCCCUUGGAAAUAUUUCCAUUUGUGUAUACGUUGUUAAAAAUAAGAAGAUACUAGAUGUUUAUAAAAUAAAUUAUGGAGGCAAAUUUGCUCUUCAGUAUUUAACAAAUAUUUUGAGAUACAAAUUUAAAGAAUCAAAUAAAGAUUAUAAGAACUUACUUAAUUAUCUAAAAUGUGCAAAAGAUUAUGAUCAAGAAGUAUUUGAAUUAAUUAAUAAAAUGAAAGUACAAGAUUAUAAAGACAGUGUUUGUAUUAGUUCUAUUGAAGAAGAUAAAUGCGAUGACGUGCCAGUAGACCCAGAAAAAAGAAAUAGAAUGAUUGAAAGAUUAAGAAACAUUAAUAGAAAAACAAAAAUCAAAGAAGAAAUAGGUGAUGAAAGUACAUCUGAAGAUAAUCCAAGCUCUGAAAGUACAAUACCCGAUGAAGAAGAACAUCUUUCUACAAUUAGUGAGGAAAAAGAAACUAAAGAAAAAAGAAAUAUGCCAGGAAUGUAUAAAAUAAGAUUAUAUCAAUUUAAUGCAAAGAUACAAAAAAUAUUUAAAAGGUUAGCUAGAAGCAUUGAAAAAAACGAGGAAGAAUAUGAAAAAGAAACCAAUCUGUCAUCCUGGCUUACUAAAAAAAAAUUAAAAUAUGAGAAGAUCUGUAGAGAAAUUGAAUUGAGAGAUAAACUUCGAAAAGACUCUACAAAUAGAAAAACGUACGAAUUUGGUUUGCUUUUAAAAACAGGAGAACUGACCAGUGAAGAGGUAGAAUAUAAAAAGAAAAUUAAAGAUGCAGAGAAUUUAAAAAUAGAUGAAAAAUUGAAUGUUGAAAAAGAAGAUCUUUUAGAUCUAAUUAGUAAUUAUGAUAGUAAUUACAUUUUAAAUACAUCUACUAUGUUUGAUCUUGUCACAUGUAAAAAUUUAGAUAAAAUUAUUAUUAAUAUUGAUUUAUUUAGAGUGGCUGAAGUUAUUUUUGAACCUAGUUUAGUAGGUAGUGAUCAGAUGGGUCUUGGAGAAAUAUUAGAAAUUUUAUUUAAAUCUUAUAAAGAUAUUACUAAUGUUUUUAUUACUGGAGGAUUUAGUCAAAUUUAUGGACUUAAAGAAAGGCUUGAAUUUGAAUGUAAAAAAUAUGCAUACAGAAAUGAUAUUGUUAUAAAAAUGGCGGAGAAUCCUGUAGAUGAUGCGUUUAAUGGUGCAAGAUUUUAUGAAAUGUUUGAAACAUAUAAAUAUGAAGAUUAUUUAAAUGGUAUUUAUGAUUCAUAA
This is a messenger RNA of Vairimorpha ceranae, 1683 nucleotides long. RefSeq names its product actin-like protein. Lineage: Eukaryota; Fungi; Microsporidia; Nosematidae. The coding region runs from base 1 to 1683 and encodes 560 amino acids. Gene Ontology annotation, cellular component: cytoplasm; Ino80 complex. Gene Ontology annotation, biological process: regulation of DNA-templated transcription. The record is from RefSeq and is a predicted model, not a curated record. The transcript has a single exon.